GUAACUCUAAAUAAGUUGUAAAUAGUUGUUGUAAUAGCUUCAGUAAUUCUUUAAUUGUAUUUAAAAAAUAAACAAAAAUUUUAAUACACAAAUUGUCCAGCACUAUGCAAAAUUCUUGCAGAACUUGUAUGACACAGUUUUCCCAAACAAAGACACGGGGAAAUUCCCAUAAGCAGAGCAUUUUUGAAAAACCAAAAAAUUGCAAAAAAGAUGCUAACAUAAUGGAACUCCUCCAAGAGGUACAGCCACAAAUAAAAGUGGAAUGCGAUGAUAAUCUGCCCAAGCUUAUGUGCUUUGAAUGUAUAAAAAAUUUAUUGGUGUCAUGCACGUUUUUAGAGACAUACAGAAAUUCUGACAAAAACUUUCGUGAAAUGUUAAAAGAAGUUAAUGAAAUGAUAGUUGAAAUUGAUCAUAAUGUUGAGAGUUCAAAAAACGAAAAGCGAAGAGAUUCAAAAAUAACUACAAAUAUAGAUAGCGAAAAUGAUGCCGUGGAGUUUGUAGAUGAAAUAUCUUACGAAAGUGGGAGUAAAGAACAAAAUAUAGAAAGCUCAUCCAGUGAUAGUGAUUGGACAAUUUCUGAUGAAAGUUGUCACAAGGAAGAUUUAAGAAAUACAUCAAAGUCAAUUCAACGAGAAGUAAAAAUAGCUGUUUAUGACGGAGAAGAUGAAAUAGAACUUAUUAAGUUGCCCGAUCAAAAUGAAGAUGGUGGGUUACCAUGUCAGGAGUGUGAUGCUGUUUUGAAUAAUAUAACACUAUGGAGACAACAUAUGCGAAGGAAUCACCUUGAAAAUAUACAAAAAACUAAGAAAAUUAACAAACCAAAAAGGAGUAAAAAACUUAAAUGUGAUUACUGCGACAAAGUAUUUCCAACAACAACAAGAUGUAAAAGUCAUAUGCGAAUUCAUACAGAUGAAAAACCCUAUUUAUGCAUUGAGUGUGGAAAAAAUUUCAGAGGUCUCAGUUCAUUAAAAAUACACAUGUUACGUCACAAAGGCGAGAAAAAUUUUGAAUGCCCACAAUGUCCCAGAAAAUUUGUAUGUGCUAGUGGUUUAUAUAAUCACGAGAAGAUACAUUCAAAUGACAAACCAUUUGUAUGUGAAACUUGCGGAAGUUCAUUUCGUAUGAAAGAUGACUUAAAAAAACACGAACGUUGUCAUAAAGGUAUUAAAAACCAUAAAUGUGAUUUUUGUGAAAUGAGGUUUCUAACUACUGAAAAACAACGCCGACAUAUGCGAACACACACGGGAGAAAAGCCAUAUCGUUGUCAAUAUUGCGAGAGAGCUUUUGCCCAAAGUAAUGAUUACAUUAAACAUUUACGUCAACACUUGGGUGAGAAUGUUUAUCAAUGUGAACUAUGUCCGUUAAGAUUUCCGUUAGUCAGAGAUUUGCGAGCACAUUUUGUAGUUCAUAAAGAUGAAGAUGAAGAAACUCGAGCACGUAAUUUAGCAGCUCGACUGGAAGAACAACAAAAAUUAGAAAUUAAAUUGGGUGUUGCAAAAAAAGAAAAUCCAGACAAGAAAAUUAUCAAGUGAUUUGUCGCAUAAAAAAUGCUGGUGGAUAUUUUUAAAUAUGUAUUUUUAUGGAAUGAAAUUACAUAUAAUAAAUAUUAAAGAAACUAAAA
Molecule: messenger RNA, 1621 nt
Organism: Lucilia cuprina (Australian sheep blowfly)
Lineage: Eukaryota; Metazoa; Arthropoda; Insecta; Diptera; Calliphoridae
Product: zinc finger protein 286A-like
Exons: 4
Coding region: 105-1532 (475 amino acids)
Cellular component (GO): nucleus
Molecular function (GO): zinc ion binding
Source: RefSeq, a predicted model, not a curated record